GGUACCCUGAGUAUCUUCGUCGACGUCAUCAGAAGCCCUUCAACCAGAACGAUGAGCAUGUCCAUCAUGUAUGCUGCCCGCUACGCUUCACGUUCUUUCAUUCGGUCCCAGCUCGCACGAAAAGUUUCCUCGAGGACGCUUGUUACUUUGCAGAGCGUAAAGUACACCGCCCAUGCUACUGCACAGGGAGCCGGUCGCAAUGGUACCAACAAAUCUAACGACCUUGAACUCAAUCUCGCGACGCCGAAGGAGUUGGGCGGCACAGGACAGGGCGAGAAUCCCGAACAGUUGUUCGCAAUGGGUUAUUCCUCAUGUCUCUUAGGUGCGAUACAGCUCGUAGCCCGUGGCAUGGGCAAGACCGAGAUGGCAAAGAAUGCCAAAGUGCACGUUAGUGUACAUCUCGGAGAGCCUAAGGAUAUGGAAGGGUUCGGAAUUGGGGUUGACAUCAAAGUGGAGGGUAUUGAUGAUGAGCUGUUGCAAGCUGGCCAUGCGUUCUGCCCUUACAGCCGUGCACUCAAACAUGGGGCUGUCGUCAACGUCUCUACCGCGUAAAAGCGCAUGAAUUUUAACUGUAUUCAUAGUGUACACAGCAAUGAGUGUCCGGGAUUUGCAACGAGGCGCAAUAGAAUCAAUACAAAGCAUGGCAUGACAUACGUUUAUCCAUUCCACCUCGGUGCAUAGUCAGCAAGUCGUUUCUCAAACGCAAUAACUGAACAGUUCACACUAGAGUG
Molecule: messenger RNA, 731 nt
Organism: Desarmillaria tabescens
Lineage: Eukaryota; Fungi; Basidiomycota; Agaricomycetes; Agaricales; Physalacriaceae
Product: OsmC/Ohr family
Exons: 4
Coding region: 52-552 (166 amino acids)
Biological process (GO): response to oxidative stress
Source: RefSeq, a predicted model, not a curated record